GGUGAAAAGCUCUCACGGGGAGGAAACGAACAAUCAGGCUUGCUAGCAAGCGACUAAGCCUUCUAACAAAGGUUUUCGAUAGUGUGCAGUUUUGGGGAUAUCUCUCUUCACCUUCUUCAUUUGGACGAAGGAUAGAACAAAACGACCCUGAAACAGAAUCAUCGUCUUAUCGUUAGUAAACUAACGACGUUAACUAGUUUGCUAACUAACUCUUCCAACAAGUGAUUCACAUAAAGUUGGAGUGUAUCAACUUCGAAGGAUUCGCCAGCAAGCAGUCAGUUUUUGAUCGAGCUGCCAAGCAAACCCUGAAUAACUCAUUUGCACAUCAGUUAGCUAAUCGACAGCUAGCUCUCUGAUAAAUUUACGGGGAAAAUGAACCACGGCUACAACACCAAAACUGAGAUGGUCCCGGAGGUAGCAGCGGCAGCAGGCUUUGUGUCCAGUCUGUUGAGAACAAGAGGUUUCCUCAGUGAACAGCAACUGCAGAUAUUCAGCGACUGCCUACAACAAGCACUUUCAGAACACUACAAACACCACUGGUUCCCAGACAGGCCACAGAAAGGCUCCGGCUACCGUUGUAUCCGCAUAAACCACGAAAUGGACCCAAUCAUCAGCAAGGUCGCCAGGCGCAUCGGCCUUAACGGCCAGCAGCUAUAUCAGCUCUUGCCAAGGGAGCUGACCCUCUGGGUUGACCCUUACGAGGUGUCCUAUCGCAUCGGCGAGGAUGGCUCCAUAUGCGUGCUGUACGAGGCCGAGGUCCCCAAGGCAAACACCGUCCCCGGCAGCAGCAGCCACUCCUCUCUGCACUGCAAGAAUCACUUUCUGAUGGGCCGCACAAGCCCACCCAAGAACUACCUUAUGACCGUCUCAAGUUAAACGUGCCACACGUUCAUCGUGGGUCCCAUAGCUUGGGAUCACACACAGGCAAUGGGUGCGUCAGCGAAAGGGGAAACUUUGGCCACUGAUCAUCUCCGUUUAGUUUUUGUUUUUAACUUGGUAGCUAUAUCUUUGUUUUCUCUUCAAUAUCUAUUUAUUAAUUUUGCAGCUUUUGCUGAUUGUCUACCUUUGAAUAUGUGGGGAAAAUGACAAAAGCACUAUCGGUUCCACAAGUUCUUUUCAGUUCUUUUAGUGCCUUUGAAUUUGACCUGGUGAAAGUAAUGUUGGAUAGCUAGCCCUUGCUGUCUUUGCACUGUCUGAGCAUUCACGAUGUGAGUCUGUCCUUUAAGACUGGCUCACAGAAUGAAACUCGGACCGUUUUUAUCUUUUCUAACCUGACACUGCAUAUUUUUCUUAAGGGUUACUCUGUUCGGAUGGAUUUGCAUUUGAUAUAAAGGUGCAAUGGUGGUGCUUCAGAUGUAGAGCAUUAUAGCUUUCUUACUGUUAGAUACUUUGGCAGUGUCUGCCAAUUACCUAGACUUAAUGUGGCCUUGUUAAACUCUGACAAUUGAAUGGGUUAUUAAAAAAAGGAUAGAUGCACUACUUGUUUAAUAAUUGGGCCCAUUCUUUCCCCCUGGAAUGAAACCAAAAAUGUUUCACUGCACAUGUUUUGUGGAAAUGUUCUGCCUCUUGUUCAACUGUUAAGCAGAAUACUGCAACAGCAGUGGUGCUUCCGAUUGCUGUAAUGUUAAUCACUGCCAAAUUAUACCUUAGUAUCCGCAUUCAGGACAGUAGAACUUGAGCACUGUUUUAGAGGCAGAACAGGAUGGGGUUUGUUUCAAACUGGGUGUUUGUGCCUCAGUGGGUCUGGUAGUUGUGGGGUUUGUGUGUGUGUGUGUGUGUGGGGGGGGGGGUCAGUAGUAUAGCCAUAGAUCCUGAUGCACAGUUUUCUGGAUGCUUGGAGUUCCCUUUUCAAAGAGACCAUUGCCUGUUGGAACAAACUGUGAGGUCAUUGUGAAUUAAUUGGCCCCAAACUGACAUAUGUAUCCGUAUACUGGAGCAGGAUGUUCUCAGUAUGUAGCAUUCAUUCUCAGUGAGCUGUUGAGCAGCUGAACUUGUUUACUGUUUUUGCCAUGUAGAAUUUGUAAGCUAUGAGAAGCACAAUUUGCAUUCAGUGUAAAUUUUUUAUGGAUUUUAUGUACAUAUAGAUUCAUGUACUGUUUUGUACUCGACAAAGGAGUUUUUAAGAAAAAUAAACCUUUUAAUGACUUUAAAA
Molecule: messenger RNA, 2152 nt
Organism: Megalops cyprinoides (Indo-Pacific tarpon)
Lineage: Eukaryota; Metazoa; Chordata; Actinopteri; Elopiformes; Megalopidae
Product: protein BTG2-like
Exons: 2
Coding region: 373-876 (167 amino acids)
Biological process (GO): negative regulation of cell population proliferation; negative regulation of mitotic cell cycle
Cellular component (GO): cytoplasm; nucleus
Source: RefSeq, a predicted model, not a curated record